AUGGUAGCCUUUCAUCAUGGAAAGGUGAAGAGUGUUGCAAAUGGAAAGGAAUUUCAUGUUAUACUAAAGGAUUGCAAGUGCAUUGGUACACUUGGUCAACUGAUAGAGUUGAAUCUUGGUUUUAAUGGCUUAGAAGGAAAGAUACCAAAAAGUGUUGGGUCACUUGGUAACUUGAUAGAGUUAAAUCUUAGUGGUAAUAAACUUGUUAGUGUCAUUCCUCCUGGUUUAGGGAACCUUUCCAAUUUGCAAACUCUUGACCUUGGAUUUAAUGACUUGACUGCAAAUGACCUUGAAUGGAUUUCUCACCUCUCUAAUUUGAGACACCUUGCUGUUGAUCGGUUGUCAUCAAUAAGCAAAACUUCAUCUCUGUCUGAACUUCAUUUACUCGGUUGUGGGCUCCAUCAAGCACUUCCUAAAUCUAUUCCCCACCUGAAUUCUUCCAUUUCUCUUAAAUAUCUCGAUCUUAAAGAAAAUGGUUUAAGAUCAGCCAUUGCCCAUUGUGCCAUGGAAAGUUUUCAUAAAAACAAGUGUGUGGAGACAGAGAGGAGAGCUCUGCUCAAGUUUAAAGAUGCUCUCCUUCUUGAAAGGAACGACCUUACCUCAUGGAAAGGUGAAGAAUGUUGUAAAUGGGAAGGGAUUUCAUGUGAUAAUUUCACUCAUCAUGUAACCAGUUUGGAUCUCUUUGCUUUCAGAUUGAGCGGUAAGUUAGAUUCUUCAAUAUGUGAACUGAAACAUCUUACUUCUUUAAAUCUUGCUUAUAAUAAAUUAGAAAGUAAGAUACCAAAGUGCAUUGGUUCACUUAGUAAGUUGAUAGAGUUAAAUCUUAUUGGUAACAAACUUGUUAGUGUCAUUCCUCCUAGUUUAGGGAACCUUUCCAAUUUGCAAACUCUUGACCUUGGAUUUAAUGACUUGACUGCAAAUGACCUUGAAUGGAUUUCUCACCUCUCUAAUUUGAGACACCUUGGUCUAUCAAAGGUCAAUCUCUCUCUAGUUGUUGAUUGGUUAUCAUCAAUAAGCAAAAUUCCUUCUUUAUCUGAACUUGAUUUCUAUGGUUGUGGACUGCAUCAAGUCAAUCUUGAAUCUAUUCCACUUCUGAAUACUUCCAUUUCUCUGAAAUAUCUCGAUCUCUCAUAUAAUGAAUUCCAAAGUAGCAUACUAAAAUAUUUUAGGAAUAUGUCUCAACUGCAAGAGUUGCAACUAAACUACAAUAAAUUGUCUAGCAAACUUAGUGACAACAUACAACAAUUGUGUUCCGCAAAAAAUGGUUUAAGGAAAUUGGAUCUAAGCGAUAACCCAUUUAUUAGAGGACCACUUCCUGAUUUUUCUUGCUUUUCAUCGUUGGAGGCAUUAUCUCUUCGAAAUGCCAAUGUUGUUGGGACAUUUCUAUAA
Messenger RNA from Medicago truncatula (barrel medic), 1389 nucleotides. Its product is annotated as receptor-like protein EIX1. Gene Ontology annotation, molecular function: protein binding. The record is from RefSeq and is a predicted model, not a curated record. NCBI's taxonomy places the organism in Eukaryota, Viridiplantae, Streptophyta, Magnoliopsida, Fabales, Fabaceae. The coding region runs from base 1 to 1389 and encodes 462 amino acids. The transcript has 5 exons.